CGCGCGGCCACGCCCACCCCGGCUCGGGCCGCGCUAUUGUGCAGCGGGGCCGGGAGCGGAACGGAGAGGGGCUGGGGGGGGAGGAUCGUGCUUACAAGAUGGCAAGCAGCGAUGUGAGCCACACUGGUGAUGAGGAGGACUCCAGCUGCUGCGGUGCCAUGGGGUGGCACAAGUGACGAGGACAGCACAGGACGCCAUGGGCAGCUCCUCGCCUUGGCUGCGCUGGACUCAAUCGGAGCUGGGCAGCCAGGAACCCAAGUGCUGGGAGGAGGAGGAGGAGGAGGAAGACUUUGAGAAGCACAUGGAUGAGAACGGUGUCAUUGGGCUGGGGGCUGCCACAGCGGAGCUCAGCGAUCCACAGGACUCAGGCUCUGAGUGGGGACAGGAGGCGGCUGGGAGCCCAGUAUGGGGGGACGGCGAGGACUUGGAUGUGGAGUCCCCAGCAGAGCCACGCUGGUAUGCACAGCAGGAUCUGACAGAGGAGGAGGAGGAGGAAGAAGAACAGGGCAGCUCUGAGGAGGACGAGAGGCCAGAGGGGCCCUGGGGAACAGAAAGUGAUGGGGACCCCCAUGCUGAGACCCCUCUGAAAGUCCUGGGUACCACCACAGAUGGUGGCGGCACCUCGGGGCCUUCAGACUCCAGUCCUGUCCCCAUGACUCCCCCACGCCAGCUCCGGGGCUGGGGCAAAGCCAGGGACCCCAGUCAGAGCUCCCAAACCCUGCAGCAGCCCAAACCCAGUCGGCUGUCCCCCAGCCCCCGGCAUCACACUGACACCAAAAAGCCAAAGGACCCCACGGACAUUUGCCCAUAUGGCCGCGGGCGGCUCAACCACCCUCUGCCUGACCUCUCCAAGGUGGAAGCACGGGUGAAGGUGGGGCAGAGCUACCGCCCCCCACCCAGCAGGGCCCUGUCUGCCCAUGCCAGGCCCCACGGAGGUCCCCUUGUCCCCAAAUCCCCCGCCGAAAUCGUCCGGGAGGUGCUGCUGAGCAGUGGGGAGGGGGCCCCGCCACGACCCUCUGCCCCCCCAGGAGUGCCACAGGAGCUCCGCUCCCCCAGGCAGGCUACUGCGCUGGUGCAGCAACUGCAGGAUGACUACCACAAGCUGCUGACCAAGUACGCCGAGGCCGAAAACACCAUUGACCAGCUGAGGCUGGGGGCCAAGGUGAACCUGUAUGCCAACCCUCCGUGUGCCAGCCGCAGCGCCCACGCCGGCACCAUGAGUAGUGGAUGCAGGGUGAUGGCCUUCAGCAUCCCACGGGCCAGCGCCGCAGCCAUCAGCACAGCCCCAAACCCGCAGCUCCCUGUGGGUGGAGCUCCAGCGCCACAACCAGCAGCACAGGGGGCAGCAUCCCAGCCCUGCUCUCCUCGCUCUCCCCUGGGGGGCUGCCCCACAUGUGUGGGGCCGUGCUGCUGUGCAGGGCCGCGGCUCACACAGACACUGGCAGAGCAGACCCGCAAAUUUCAAGCGCAGGUGGAUUCCUUUGAAGCCUGGAUCCGAGCAGGGAGCUCUGUGCCACAGGAGCAGCUCCAGCGGUUCCAGAGGCUGCAGGAUACACAGGAUGCACUGGAGCGGGCGUACCUGGAAGCACGGGAAGAGCAGAGCCUUGGGGACACGGGGAACUUCGACCCGGAGCGCACAGUGGAAGGGGACAUCUUCUGCCUGGGGAUGCGCCUGGAGGAGCUGAAGGAGCGCCUGGAGCGGGCAGCACCAGGGAGCCCUGUGGUGACAGAGGGCCCCCCCAGCACCGGGGAGACAGCGGGGAACACCGAGGUGGUGGCGGUGGGGCUGCCCCGACCCUUACGGCACAAGCAGCUCCAAGCGGAGGGGGACUUUGGGGAUCUGUUGCAGCAGUACCAGCACCUCAAGUCGCUGCCGGCAUCACUGAGCCUGGAGCAGCUGAGCCUGAAAGGGAGCGCAGCACUGGAGGAGGCUGGUGGCACCGUGGCAGGGGAUGGCGGCCCAGGGGGGGUCCUCAAUGGGACACAGUCACUGGAGGAGGGCACCGACCUCGAGACCUCCCCCUCGCCUCCCCCUCAGAGGAAAGCAGUGCCGCUGCCCCACACCGAACCCCCACACCCACAGGGGACCCAUGGCCGCCUGUCCCCUGUCACCACCCCGUUGCCACCAUCCACCUCCAGGCUCCCGCUGGCAUUCCCUGAACCUUUGCCAUCGCGCACAGCCCCGUCCCGCCGCAGCAGUGGAACAGGGAGCACAGCCCCUCAGCGCCAUGCCCUCAAGCCCUGCCACCAGGAGCAGCGCAUGGUGUCACCGGAGACGGACAGUGGCUUCGUGGGCUCGGAGAGCAGCCGGGUGUCCCUGUUGGCACGCACCCCUCAGCAUCGACCACUGGGCACUGGGACUCAUGGCGUGCUCGAACCUCCUGUCCCUGCUCCCCUCCAUCCGCAGAAGAAGGAAGCUCCGCUGCUGCCCCCCAGGAAGGGGCUGAGGGGUCCCUACCCAGCCCCUGAGCACGGCCCUCCCCCAGGCCACAGCGUGCCCCCCAGCACUCCCUCGCCGAGCAGCUCUCCACUGCGCUGGGCUGGCAGCCAAGGCAGUGAGCUGGGACCUGAGGGUGAUGAUGCUCACUCUGACUCAGAAGGAGGAGACAGGAGCUGCACCAGUGGGCACCCCCCAGGCGGGACGCCCGCCUCGCCAUCCCCAGCUCCGGCUCACAGUGACCUGCUGGGAUCCCGCAUGGAGCGCGACCGGGCCAUCCGUGCACUGCAGGACGAGGUUUGGCGACUGCGCCUGCGGCUGGAGGAGAGCCUGAACCGGUCCCACAGCUACCCUGAGGGCAGAGCCCCCCACACCCCCAAGGGGAGGAGGCAGGCAGCAGCCAGCAGAGCUUCAUUCCUCCGGGAUGCAGCACCCGUGGGGGAGCACAGCCCCACCUCACGGGGCAGGAUGACCCCGGGCGGCCCCAGAGGCAGAUGGGCAUCGCUGCCACGGGAUGGGACACCGCCAGACUUCACCUCCCAGUCGGACCGCUCGCUGCGUGCGCACGGUGACAGCCGUCCCCGAGCCGCGCCGUCCGCGCACAAACGCCCUCGCAGCCCUCUGGGUGCGGUGUCACUGCGGGGACAGCAGGCGGCUGAGCGCCGGGAGCCCGACCCGCUGGGUAACGCACACGGUGGCGCUGACACCGUUCGGGGGACGCGUUACCGCGUGGCGCCGCCCCGUGGGGAGCCGAGCGCUGCGCCGUGCCCCCGCUGCCACCCCGACGGGACAACCGCAGGCGCCCCAUCAGUCGAUGCCACGCGGCCGCAGCGCAGCGGCACCUCCAGGACCCCCGAGAGCUGCCCAACGUGCCGGGCAUCACGCGGUGACACGGACAGAGCCGGGCACGCCCAGCGCAGCAAAUCGGACGGCAAAUCCCCGCCGGAGCCCCGCAGCCGCCCCCAGGCCGUGCAGCCGGAGCAGCUCGCAGGCUGUUGGUACCUGGCGGGGGGGCCUCCCGUCGCCUACCUCGCCCCCGUCCCAGUGGUGCCUUACGGGCCCUCACUGCUGUACUGCCCUCCAACCGCACCUACCUCAGCCCCACACCGCACCCGUUCCCCACCGCUCUCAGACCUGGAGGAGGACCUGGAUCUCUCUCUGAGCACAGCAAUGGCAGCAGCACGCCGUGCCCGCGUCACCUCAAGACGGCUGGGCCAGGUGCUGGCAGCAGAGCUGGGCCGGGCACGGGCAGUGCGGAGCUCCUGCCUCUUCUGAACAGGAUCAUCCCAUCCCAUCCCAUCGCAUCCCAUCCCAUCCCAUCGCAUCCCAUCCCAUCCCAUCCCAUCCCAUCCCAUCGCAUCCCAUCCCAUCCCAUCCCAUCCCAUCCCAUCCCAUCCAUCCAUACUGUGGGAAUGGGCACCAAGCCGGACACGUCCUGCAUCUCCCACAUUUCUGUAGGUCCUACCAAAACACCUCUGUGUUUACCUCAGUGCCACGCUGGCGCAGUAGGAGCCAUUUCCACAGCCCAUCUCUCGCUGCUUUCAAUGUUUCUUUAGGGUGAUUUUUAGGGUUUCUCGGUACGCUGCACCCCUCCCCUCCCUCCCAGCUCCAACCAGAGCCCGACCCCAUGGGUUGGGGAUGAGGUUGGAUUUCGGGUGCUGUCCCUACGCCCUGCUGUACCCCAGGGCCACUCUCCUCUCUGCACUUCUAUGUGGAUUUUUCCCCAGGGUACCAUUGUCAGAGGUUGGUUGACCAUAUAUAAUGCGUGUGUGUGUCUAUAUAUAGGUUCAUACACGUGGUUUGUUUUACAUUUCCAGCACAAACCCUCGGGGAAGCUGAGCUUUUCCCCAUAUCUUAGUGCUGCACAGCCCUGUGAUGUGCAUAAUGAUG
Molecule: messenger RNA, 4327 nt
Organism: Lagopus muta (rock ptarmigan)
Lineage: Eukaryota; Metazoa; Chordata; Aves; Galliformes; Phasianidae
Gene: AKNA
Product: AT-hook transcription factor
Biological process (GO): neuroblast delamination; epithelial to mesenchymal transition; neuroblast division in subventricular zone
Cellular component (GO): centrosome
Source: RefSeq, a predicted model, not a curated record